Molecule: messenger RNA, 1662 nt
Organism: Pseudopodoces humilis (Tibetan ground-tit)
Lineage: Eukaryota; Metazoa; Chordata; Aves; Passeriformes; Paridae
Gene: SLC5A5
Product: solute carrier family 5 member 5
Biological process (GO): sodium ion transport; iodide transmembrane transport
Cellular component (GO): membrane; extracellular exosome
Molecular function (GO): sodium:iodide symporter activity
Source: RefSeq, a predicted model, not a curated record
AUGCAGGGACCCCGCGAGGCGCGGGACCUCACCUUCAGCCCGUGGGAUUACGGGGUGUUCGCGCUGAUGCUGCUCAUCUCCACGGCCAUCGGGCUCUUCCACGGGCUGGCCAAAGGCGGCCAGAAAACCUCGGAGGAUUUUUUCACGGGCGGCCGGAGGAUGUCGGCGCUGCCCGUGGGGCUCUCGCUGUCCGCCAGUUUCAUGUCGGCCGUCCAGGUUUUGGGGGUGCCGGCCGAGGCUUUCCGCUACGGGGCCAAAUUCCUCUGGAUGUGCGGGGCGCAGCUCAUCAACAGCGCGCUCACGGCGCAGCUCUUCCUGCCCGUCUUCUACCGCCUGGGGCUCACCAGCACCUACGAGUACCUGGAGCGGCGCUUCAGCCGGAGCGUGAGGCUGUGCGGGACCGUGCAGUACGUGCUGGCCACGAUGCUCUACACCGGGAUCGUCAUCUACGCGCCCGCCCUGAUCCUAAACCAAGUCACCGGGCUGGACAUUUGGGCGUCGCUGCUGUCCACGGGGGUCAUCUGCACCUUCUACACCGCCCUGGGCGGGAUGAAGGCUGUCAUCUGGACCGACGUGUUCCAGGUGUUCGUGAUGCUCUCGGGUUUUGCGGCCGUGGCCAUCCGCGGGGUGCUGCUGGUGGGGGGCCCCGCCGAGGUGCUGAGCAUCGCCGCCAACGGCUCCAGGGUCAACUUCGCCGAUUUCAGCCCGGACCCCCGGAGCCGCUACACGGUGUGGACGUUCCUGCUGGGCGGGAGCCUGCUCUGGCUCUCCAUGUACGGCGUGAACCAGGCCCAGGUGCAGCGCUACGUGGCCUGCAGGACCGAGAGGGAGGCCAAGAUGGCUCUGCUGGUCAAUCAAGCGGGGCUGUUCUGCAUCGUGGCCAGCGCGGUGGCCUGCGGGCUCGUCAUGUUCGCGAUCUAUCGCGACUGUGACCCGCUCCUGGCCGGAGCCAUCGCCGCCCCCGACCAGUACAUGCCCUACCUGGUGCUGGACAUCUUCGAGGGCACGCCGGGGGUGCCGGGGCUGUUCCUGGCCUGCGCCUACAGCGGGACCCUCAGCACGGCCUCCACCUCCAUCAACGCCAUGGCCGCCGUCACCGUCGAGGACCUGGUGAAGCCGCGGCUGCCGGCGCUGUCCCCACGGAGCCUGACGCUCAUCUCCAAGGGGCUCUCUCUCAUCUACGGCACCUCGUGCAUCACCGUGGCCGCUCUGUCCUCGCUGCUGGGAGGGGGGGUCCUGCAGGGCUCGUUCACGGUCAUGGGGGUGAUCAGCGGGCCCCUGCUGGGCGCCUUCGUCCUGGGGAUGUUCCUGCCCCGCUGCGGCACCGCCGGGGUGCUGGCGGGUCUGGCCCUGGGCCUGUCGCUGUCCCUGUGGGUGGCCGUUGGUGCCACCCUGUACCCGCCCAGCGCGGCCACCAUGGGGGUGCUGCCAACCUCGGGGGCGCUGUGUCCCCCCCGCAACGUCACCAGCGCCACCAGUGUCACCAGCGCCACCCACGGCACCGCCCUGGCCCCGGAGCCGCUGCGCCCGGCUGUCCUGGUUGAGCUGUACUCCGUGUCCUACCUGUACUACGGAGCCCUGGGGACCCUGGGCACGCUGGGGACAGGCGUCCUGCUCAGCCUCCUGCCAGGUGACACUCGCCCUGUCACCCUGUCACCCUGA